AUGCCGCCUGUACCACAACACAGAGGCCCCGUCGGCCCGUCCACCUUCGACAAGCUCAAGAUGGGUGCUAUGAUGGGAGGCUCUGUCGGUGUCAUUAUGGGUUUCGUCUUUGGGACGGUACAAAUUUUCCGCGGCGGUGCCGGGCCCAACGGCAUCAUGCGCACGCUAGGACAAUACAUGCUCAUGUCGGGAUCUACCUUUGGCUUCUUCAUGUCCAUCGGCAGUGUGAUCCGCAGCGACACAUCACCCAUCGGCGCCGAGGCGUUUGCCAGGGCGCAACGGAGGCCUUUCAUCAUGGCUGCCGAGCGCGGGUUCGGGCCAAAGUCGAUCUAA
Molecule: messenger RNA, 333 nt
Organism: Microdochium trichocladiopsis
Lineage: Eukaryota; Fungi; Ascomycota; Sordariomycetes; Xylariales; Microdochiaceae
Product: reactive mitochondrial oxygen species modulator 1-domain-containing protein
Exons: 5
Coding region: 1-333 (110 amino acids)
Biological process (GO): protein insertion into mitochondrial inner membrane; protein import into mitochondrial matrix
Cellular component (GO): TIM23 mitochondrial import inner membrane translocase complex
Source: RefSeq, a predicted model, not a curated record